Cherax quadricarinatus is the source of this 1692-nucleotide messenger RNA. The record is from RefSeq and is a predicted model, not a curated record. Lineage: Eukaryota; Metazoa; Arthropoda; Malacostraca; Decapoda; Parastacidae.
UGUCAUGUGUGUGCUGUCUGAAAUGUUUCAGUAAUAAUGUUUUUAUAUUCAAUCAUCACCACCUAGAGACAACUGUUAGUGCAUACUCUCCUGAGUGUAAAAAUAAUGUGUUGUGAUGAAACCAAGUGUGCGCAAGGAUAUGAAUGUUGCAACCGGAAGGAUGGUAUAUGCAGAAAUGUGUACAGGUGGUGGAUAUGCAUCCUUUAGCCGUAGAACUGCAGUGUGUAAUUUGCCUUCCUUGACUUUUAAAACAUUUAAUAAAUAUACGGCACUCAUUACUGAUGCAUCCAUUCAAUCGUGCAAGCAGAUCAUGGCAGAAUCAAGAGAGGUGAUUGUUAGGGAAUAUGGUAAACUAGACAUUGUGCCAGACCAAAGUGGAGUACUUGAUAUUGAUGUCACAUAUGAUGGAACAUGGCAUAAAAGGGGCCAUCAUUCAAAUCGUGGCAUUGGUGUUACAAUUGAUGCUGUUACAAAACUUGAUUGAUUAUCAAAUAAUGUGUAAGUUCUGUUUCUUGUGUAUGUUCCUCGAGUAUCAUUUGAAAAGCAAGAAAAUUUCUGAAGAACAAUAUGAACAAUUGACUGAAAACCAUAAAAGUGUAUGCUGCAAGAACUUCACAGGUUCUUCUGGAAGGAUGGAAGUGGAAGCAGCAAUAGUGAUAUGGCAGAGAUCACUAGAAAAUAAAUUGAGGUACAAAACUGUUGUGUGUGAUGGUGACAGCAGUACCUACAAAGGACUUGUUGAACUCAAUAAUGGUGCAGGUCCCUAUCAAGGUGUACAGGUUGUAAAAGAGGAAUGUAUAAAUCAUUACUCUAAACGACUAAAGAACAGACUAACCAAUUUAGUGAAGUCCCACUACACUGAAAAAGAAUUGAAAACAGGAAAGAAAAGAAAGCAGUUUGAUUUGAAGAAGGGCAUGCUAACAGAUUUUAUCAUCGACAAACUGGCAAGUUAUUUUCAGAAGAACCUGCGAGACCAUGUCGACACUGAUGUUCUAAGGAUGAGGAAUGGCAUCCAUGCAAGCUUUUUCCAUUGCUCAUCCAGUGAUACAAAUCCACAUCAUCAUCUUUGCCCAACUGGUCCUGAUUCAUGGUGCUUUUACCAGAAGGCAGUAGCAGCUAACAUGACACCACCAUCUCACACCACCAUGAAAGUGCACUUCCAGUUAGAAUUUGCAUACUUCAAGGAGGUUCAUGAUAUUUACAAACAACUAACUGCAGAUAUGAUGAAAAUUUCUGAAAAGCAGGACACAGAAUCCUAAUGAAAGUCUCCAUCACCGAAUUUGAUCCUACUGCAACAAGACACUGAAUCGAAAAAGAGUGGCAGGCUGAUUUCUCAGCCAGUCAAGCCAUAGCCGAGUAUAAUGCUGGAUACGAGAGAAGUUGUAUCGAUAUACCACUUGGCUUUGGGCGUUCAUUGCUUACCCAAAGGAAGUUUCAAGCUAUGGACAAGAGGAUGCAGAGAAAAAAGCCCCCAAAAUCCAAGAAGAGGAGACUGACGAUGGAUACUUCCUAUGAACCUGGAGGACAUUAGAUGAUUAUUCAUGUCCUUACCAACACCUACUCAAAGGUUGGCAUGCAUGGAGCAUUGUGAUUGGCAGAUCUCCAGGGAACUUCAGGAUGCAGGGAUCUGCAUGGUACUUCAGGGAUAUACUCUAUACACUUGUUUCUACUAUCAAUAAACAUAAGAAGGCA